This is a messenger RNA of Diceros bicornis minor, 1736 nucleotides long. RefSeq names its product fructosamine 3 kinase related protein (gene FN3KRP). Bases 25 to 954 code for a protein of 309 amino acids. The record is from RefSeq and is a predicted model, not a curated record. The transcript is spliced from 6 exons. NCBI's taxonomy places the organism in Eukaryota, Metazoa, Chordata, Mammalia, Perissodactyla, Rhinocerotidae.
GCUGGCGCCCGGGACGCGGGGGACAUGGAGGCGGUGCUGAGGCGGGAGCUGGGCUGCAGCUCCGUCAAGGCCAUGGGUCACUCCGGAAGCGGGUGCAUUAGCCAGGGCCAGAGUUACGACACGGACAGAGGACGAGUGUUUGUGAAAGUGAACUCCAAGGCGGAGGCCAGAAGAAUGUUUGAAGGUGAGAUGGCAAGUUUAACUGCCAUCCUGGAAACAGGCACAGUGCGAGUGCCCAGACCCAUCAAGGUGCUCGAUGCCCCCGGAGGCGGCAGCAUGCUGGUGAUGGAGCACUUGGACAUGUCGUCUCUGAGCAGUCAUGCUGCAAAGCUUGGAGCCCAGCUAGCAGAUCUGCACCUAAAGAACAAGAAGCUUGGAGAGACGCUCCAGAAGGACGCCAGCACAGUGGGGAGAGGAGGUGGGCAGGUGGAACGGCCCUUUGUGGACCAGUUUGGGUUUGACGUGGUGACAUGCUGUGGAUACCUCCCCCAGGUGAACGACUGGCAGAAGGACUGGGUCGAAUUUUAUGCCCGGCAGCGCAUUCAGCCCCAGAUGGACAUGGUAGAGAAGGGGUCUGGGGACAGGGAGGCCUGUGAACUCUGGUCUGCUCUGCAGUUAAAGAUCCCUAACCUGUUCCGGGAUCUGGACAUUGUCCCAGCCCUGCUCCACGGAGACCUCUGGGCAGGAAAUGUAGCAGAAGAUUCCUCUGGGCCCAUCAUUUUUGAUCCGGCUUCUUUCUAUGGCCACUCGGAGUAUGAGCUGGCCAUAGCAGGCAUGUUUGGAGGCUUUAGUGGCUCCUUCUACUCUGCCUACCACAGCAAAAUCCCCAAGGCUCCAGGGUUUGAGAAGCGCCUUCGGCUGUAUCAGCUCUUUCACUAUUUGAACCACUGGAAUCAUUUCGGAUCAGGGUAUAGAGGGUCUUCCCUCAGCAUCAUGAGGAAUCUCAUCAAAUGAGCUGGAGUCCUCUGGAGGGAGGCCUCUGCGGGGAGUCUGGGGGCCUCAAGUUCAGGAGCACCAGAUCCUAAGCAGACGCCUGCCCCAGUCCCUCUCGUUCCUCCACAGCCCUCUCCACCAGGGCUUCUUCCUCGUUUCUUCACACACCUGCAGUAGCUUCAGACCAACUCUCCAAGCCUUGUAAAGUACAUAAUAUCUCAGAAGAAAGGUUUUGUCAACCUAAAGUUGUACACUUCGUUAGACUUCGUAGCUGGAUAACACCGCACUAGAAAUACGGUGUGAACAGAGGGACCUGUGGAGUGGGGGCCGCGUGGAACCACGUGCUGCUGCAGGUGGGGAAGGGGGCUGGCCUUUGUGCGGGCACGUUCCACCAGUGCCCCGUCUCAGCUCCAGGAAUGAUGCUGCUUGAUGGGUAAGAGUUAGGUCUAGACACGAAACCGUCUUACCAGGAGUGUCUUAUAAUGACCAGUUCCAAAUUGAGCACAUUCCCUUUCCUGUGUCACCUCUGGACCCUGCCGCAGGCUGAGCAGGUCUGGACACUGAUUCUGGGAGUGACCAAAUUGCUAGCUGCAGGAGCCGCUGCAGUGCCCCUGUCAGCCCAUCGCAUCUGCCGUUUGCUGAGGCUUGCUGAGUCCUCGUUCCUGUGCAUCAUGUGAACCCAGCGCUGAACAGCACUCCUGCCUCAUCCAGUCUUGCAGUGAUGAGAAAUAUUCAUGAAUGGCAUCAAUGCUAAUAAAUCCUUCUUCAUAAAAAUUUGAAUAAACUCAGUGGUUUCAAUGAUG